AUGGAUUUAAUAAAUUUCCCCAAAGGAGUGGUUUCGAAUGGCUCGCAUAAUGGUGCAGAUACUUUGCCGCCAGAAUUACAUUUUCACAAUGCCCAUUUGUUUCCCGUUACCACAGAGGAUCAUCACCAUCAUUCCAAUGAACAACGUAAAUCACCCACAUAUCUGCCUUUAAAUAAUGACUUCCUAAUGCCCGUGAAUAAAUCCUAUGCGACGGCAGAUGGUGUGGGCAGUGUGGAAGUCGGAGGUGACAAAGUUGUGCAAGAAUUACUGUUAAAUGGUAGUGGUGUAACUAUGGAUGAUGGUUCCAUUGUCGAUGAUGACUGUGACAUAUCACGUUUUGAUUCACGCAAGGUGUUGCCACACAAAAAACGCAUAUCCCGCAAGCUAAAAAUCAAUCACAACGAUGUUGAUGAUCUACAAUUAAAUGUUCCUCUGGAGGAGCAUAAAUUACCUCAACUGGUUGUUGGCGUUGGAGGACAACAAUUCCGUUGUGAGCUGUGCGGUCAUGUGACAUGUUCACAAUUGGAAUUCUUUGCUCAUCUCAAACAACAUUAUGAACCAUCAACACCCGAUAAUAUAUUGGUAGCUAUGAAAACAUCUCUCGACGCCUUAGGCCCAGAAAAAAGUGAGGCAGCUGCGAAUCUUUGUACUAUAGAUAAAAAGACUGAUGGACUUGAUCAAGUCUUCCAAGAUGUACAUUUUCCCUUUGAAAAUUUCUCACAAGCGGCGGACAAUGUGGUGCAUACAGAUCGUAGAGUGGUGGUUGAUAUGGGUAUGCAGGCGCAUGUGGAACGUGUCGUCGAUAUGAAAGUUGUCUACAAUAAUACAUAUGACAAUGCAAAUAAUACCCUGCAACAGCCGCAACAACAACACCACCAUCAUCAGUCCCACAUACAACAAGUUCAACAACCUCAAACACAUCAGCCUUCACAAAAUCUAGUGCCUGAAGAAUUCAGUGAUACAGAAGAUAUGCUGGAAGGUAUACGGGAUAAGGUACUAAUUGAGGAUACCUGUGAUGCAAUGGACCUAAUGACACCCACUUCAAAUGGUGUGAGGCCACAUUGGUUUAAUAACAAUUGUUUCAAUGGCAUGGAUACAAAAGGCAAGCCAUUUUGUGAUGUUUUGUUUUCGGGUCAAUUUGCGCCCAUGUUAAAUACCGAACCAACAACUGUGCCACAAGAUAAUCAUCAUAUGACAGUGGUGGGGAAAUUAAUGCCAAAAGAUUUAAUGCACCCAUCCGGGCAGGUUUUACAUCAUCCAACUGAUCUACGAUUGCAAUUUCCCGAAACCAAUGAUGGCAUGAACAAUAGCAAUGAAACGCAAACCGUACCUCAGACAUCGAUUGUAUCAGCAGCUCAGCCUUCUAUAGUCUCUGCACCACCCCAACAACAGCCAAUAACAUUACCACCACAGCAACCUCAUAUUCCUCAACCUCAGCCAACACUUAGCAAUAAUAUUGACCUGAUACAACCUCAGCAUAUAAAAAUUGAAAAUAAUACCGACAUUCCUGCCUAUCAAGGGGACUCCAAUCAUCUAGUGGCCCACAGUGAAGUUGAUGAUGAGGUUUAUGAUGAUUGUCACAGUGAUGAUUUUAGAUCACUUUCGCCCAAUUCGAAUAAUGAAACUACUGGUCUGGUGGCCAAGACCAAGGAAGAAGACGACGACGAAGAAACGGAAGAUGGUGAAUUUGCGGCCGAAGGUGAGGAAGGCGACGAAGAUGGGGAGAACUCGGUCGAUGGCAAGGGUAAACGUAAACGUUAUGUUUGCAAUAAAUGUCAACGUAUUUUCAACUCCUGUAAUGCUCUAAAAUAUCAUCAUCGUACCCAUUCGGGUCUGCGACCCCAUCAAUGUGAUAUCUGUGGCAAAUCAUUUUUUGCUGUGGGUGCCCUUAAGGCUCACACUCGUACCCAUACGGGUGACAAGCCAUUCGAAUGUGAACAUUGUAAUCGUAAAUUUCGUCAAUGGGGUGAUCUCAAAUACCAUACCAUAUCGAUACAUAGCAAUCUAAAGAAUCAUCAAUGUGAAUUUUGUGGCAAGGCAUUUUCGCGGAAAUAUUCACUGGUGGUGCACCUGCGUAUACACACCAGUGAGCGUAAUUAUAAGUGUGAAUUUUGUACAAAGACAUUUCGAGCGUCGACUUAUUUACAAAAUCAUCGGAAGAUUCAUACAGGUGAAAAGCCCUAUGAGUGCGAUACUUGUUCGAAAAAGUUCCGAGUUGCCGGUGAUUUACGACGCCAUCAACGUGUCCAUGAACGCAAUCAAAAACUGAAAGCAAAUGUUGCCGCUACCACAGAGGAAUUAAAAUCUCCAGCAGUGCUUAAUAAGACUUCGGCAUCGCCUCCCACCACAUAG
Molecule: messenger RNA, 2352 nt
Organism: Musca vetustissima
Lineage: Eukaryota; Metazoa; Arthropoda; Insecta; Diptera; Muscidae
Product: zinc finger protein OBI1-like
Exons: 5
Coding region: 1-2352 (783 amino acids)
Cellular component (GO): nucleus
Source: RefSeq, a predicted model, not a curated record